UGUGCGGCAAAACAUGACGUGCAAGCCAGCAAGGAAUUCCGAGGAUUAGCUGAUGAUUUAGGUGAAUUUUCGGUACUACACCAAGCAGAAGCGAUGGUGGUCGCUGUUGGGUUUGAGGGCAGCGCAAACAAGGUGGGUGUUGGGAUUGUGCGGGAUGGUGAGGUGCUGUCGAAUGUGAGGGACACAUACAUCACACCCCCAGGCGAAGGGUUCCAGCCAAGCGAGACUGCUCGGCACCACAGAGCAAAAGUCCUCGACAUUCUGCGACGGGCUUUGGAGGAAGCAAAGAUUACACCACAAGAUGUGGAUUGCAUCUGCUUCACAAAAGGGCCAGGAAUGGCUGCGCCCUUGACGGUAAUGGCGGUGGUGGCUCGGACCGUGGCACAGCUGUGGAACAAGCCCCUCGUCGGCGUCAACCACUGCGUUGGCCAUAUUGAGAUGGGCAGGUUAAUCACUGGUGCACAGAACCCGACAGUGCUGUACGUGAGCGGUGGCAACACGCAGGUCAUUGCGUACUCCCGCCAGUGCUAUCGUGUCUUUGGUGAGACCAUCGAUAUGGCAGUUGGCAACUGCCUUGACCGCUUCGCGCGUGUCCUCAAGAUUUCAAACGAUCCCAGCCCCGGGUACAACAUUGAGCAGUUGGCGAAGGAGGGCAAGAAGUUUAUCCAGCUGCCGUACGUCGUCAAGGGCAUGGACGUCUCCUUCUCAGGCAUUCUUUCGUUCAUAGAGAAGGCAGCACGAAAGAAGAUUGCCAAGGGCGAGUGCACGGCUGCGGAUCUUUGCUAUUCUCUCCAGGAAACCGUCUUUGCCAUGCUCGUCGAAAUCACAGAGCGUGCGAUGGCGCACUGUGGAUCACAGGAGGUGCUGAUUGUUGGCGGUGUUGGCUGCAACAAGCGUCUCCAAGAGAUGAUGGGGGUGAUGGCCAAGGAGCGUGGUGCAAUGUUGUAUGCCACAGACAUGCGAUUCUGCAUCGACAACGGCGCCAUGAUUGCACAGGCCGGGUGGGAGCAGUUCCGGAGCGGGGGCGUGACGCCACUGGAGGACACGUGGGUUACACAGCGCUUCCGCACAGACGACGUCCAUGUUGCAUGGCGCGAAUAGCGCACAAGCGCGGCUCUGUGUUAGUGGCGCUCUGAGCUGUGUGUGUGUGUUGUUGUUGUUGUUGCUGUUGUAGCUGUAUGUAAUGUAAGUGUAUCUCUGCAUGUGUGGGCAUUCAUUCGAAGCGCAAGUACACGAAGGCAAACAGCAACACAAACAUCAACGCCACGUGCAAUUUGGAAGGACCACAACACACGCGACAA
This is a messenger RNA of Salpingoeca rosetta, 1301 nucleotides long. RefSeq names its product glycoprotein endopeptidase. The transcript has 11 exons. The record is from RefSeq and is a predicted model, not a curated record. The coding region runs from base 94 to 1101 and encodes 335 amino acids. Lineage: Eukaryota; Choanoflagellata; Craspedida; Salpingoecidae. Gene Ontology annotation, biological process: tRNA threonylcarbamoyladenosine modification. Gene Ontology annotation, cellular component: cytoplasm; EKC/KEOPS complex.